This is a messenger RNA of Daktulosphaira vitifoliae (grape phylloxera), 1880 nucleotides long. RefSeq names its product protein phosphatase 1L. Bases 232 to 1653 code for a protein of 473 amino acids. NCBI's taxonomy places the organism in Eukaryota, Metazoa, Arthropoda, Insecta, Hemiptera, Phylloxeridae. Gene Ontology annotation, molecular function: protein serine/threonine phosphatase activity; cation binding. Gene Ontology annotation, biological process: protein dephosphorylation. The record is from RefSeq and is a predicted model, not a curated record. The transcript has 5 exons.
UUUGAUUGUUUAUCAUAAAUGUCCUCUUAGUAAAUAUGCUAAAGUUUCGGGCAAAAUGGAAAUACAAUUUUUAAAUUACAAAUAAAGGUUUCUUGUAAAAAAUUACAUCUAAUUUAAGUAAAAGUACUGUCGUUUUAUGAAUUUUCUUCGAAUUUAUAACAGUGUUGAAGUUUAAGUAUUUAUGACUUGAUCUACUUUCAGCUAAUAAUAAAUUAAUUUUCUUUGAUUAGUAUGGAUGACCUGGUUGAAGACAAAAUUAUUUAUCAAGUGUAUUUGACUCAUUUAAAAUUAUUUACUUCAAAAUUUUCAUCUAUCAAAACUAGAAUUGUCACUUUAAACAACAUGUGGAACUAUAUAAGAUUUUAUUUAGCUAAACCAGAGAUAAUUUUAUGUCUAGCACUAAUAGUAUGUUUGUAUGCUUUUACGGGCAAUUUAUACCAGAUUAUAAAUGGACUUAUCAAAAAAAUUAAUCGUAAUAUUAAAUCAGUUGGCAUUGGAAAUUUUCAACAGCUAGUAAUUGAUGAAAAAGAUGCUCUUAGUAAAAACUGGUCCUUUGAUGGCAAUAAUGUUGCAUUGUAUGCUAUUAAAGGUAGACGAUCACAAAUGGAAGAUCGUUAUGUAAUAAAAACAAAUGUCAUGAAUACAGAAAUUUCACUGUUUGCUGUAUUUGAUGGACAUGGUGGGGAAUUUGCUGCAGAAUACGCCACUAUAAAUUUAAUGCCAAAUCUUAUUAACAAAGUCAUUGAAAUAAAGAAAAUACUUGGUGAUAAAAAGAGUGGUUUAAAUGAAAAAGUCAAGGUAUCAGUGCCUAGUACUCCUGAAACAUUAACACCUCAAAUGAAACCUAAAAUCAUAAAAUCGGAUGUACAAACAGUAUCCAAAAUAAAACAAGUUUCUUUCACUGAUGACACUGGAAUUAAAAGACGAUUGAGCAUAAAUCCAGUUUCACUUAAAAAAGAUAUUCAGUCGUCUAUGAAAGAAUCUGAUCAUGUGUUAAUAGAUCCAUCUUCGUACAUAUCUAACGAUGGAAGUGUUAACUUUUCAAAACUUUUAAUUGAUGAAGUAUUAUUAGCUGACAAAUUGUUGAUUGAAAGAGCAAAACGUACUUACGAUAUUGCUGGUAGUACAGCACUUAUUGCUUUAGUUGAAAAAAAUACUUUAUUCGUUGCAAAUGUUGGUGAUUCUAGAGGUGUAAUGUGUGACAAGAAAGGGAAUGCUAUUCCUCUAUCAUUUGAUCACAAACCUCAACAAAUGCGAGAAAAAAAACGUAUUGCAGAUGCUGGUGGUUUCAUUUCGUUUAAUGGUGUUUGGCGAGUAGCUGGUGUUUUAGCAACUUCAAGAGCUUUAGGAGACUACCCUUUAAAAGAAAAUAAAUAUGUUAUAGCUGAUCCUGAUGUUUUGACUUUUGAUUUAGCAUAUCAUGAGCCCCAGUUUAUUAUAUUGGCAUCUGAUGGAUUAUGGGACACAUUUACUAAUGAAGAAGCAAUAGAGUGUAUCAAACAACAUAUUAAUGAUCCAUUUUAUGGAGCAAAGUAUUUAACACUACAAUCUUUUAAUAGAGGAUCUCUUGAUAAUAUUACUAUUUUAGUCAUUAAAUUUCCAUCAACUUGGAGCCAAGAUUCUCAAACUGGAAAUAAUGCAGGUAAUAAAUAACUUUGAGUGUAACUGUAAUGAGACUUAUUGAGUUUUUAAAGUUUUCAUUGAUUUUCCUAGAAAUGUAUACUAAAACUUGUUUGUUAACUAAUAUGGAUUUUUAAAUUAUUCUGUUACUCUAAACUAUUAAUAUUUUGUUGAUGUAAGUAAUUUAAAUUUUGUUAUGUUAAUUGUAUCAAAUAUUAGUUGUACAAUUAAGAAAUUAUAUGUUAUUAUUUUUUAGUUUA